Aspergillus pseudotamarii is the source of this 2185-nucleotide messenger RNA. RefSeq lists its product as uncharacterized. The record is from RefSeq and is a predicted model, not a curated record. Lineage: Eukaryota; Fungi; Ascomycota; Eurotiomycetes; Eurotiales; Aspergillaceae. The transcript has a single exon. Bases 725 to 2107 code for a protein of 460 amino acids.
AACAGUAGAACGCCGCGAAAUAAGAAUUGUCGCUUGCCCGCAAGAUGGAGUCAUUUUAGCGGAGGGCCCCACUGUGAAACUCAUACCGACUCUCCUGUGGCGAUGGAUUGGGGAAAUUGGUGGAUUCAAGUCUGCCACGGCAGAUCACCACCAUCACCGCUGCAGGUCAUCGCAAAGGAUUGGUCCAUCUGUCUUUUUGACAUUCUUUGCAGGACAUAUUCCCCAUCAACUACUGUAUGUGGGAAUCCUUUGUCACUAUCAGUAUCCAUGUAUUUGUGUGGAUCGAAUAGCUCACUGAGCAACCCGAAGCGAAUCACCAUCCGAUUUGGACGGAUGGCGUGUUUAAUUGCAGGCUAUCUCUGGUUCACUUUCGGUGUACCAUGGAUUGAAGCAAGUCAACCGAUCUCCGAUUAAGAUUUUGAAGGCUUCCGCCAGUUCCGCCCACUGUGGUGGUUCUCUCGGCCCCAUUGGCCCGCUCUUCCCAGUGAUCUGCUUCGGAAUUUGCUCGCUGGUGCUUGGGAGGCUUAGUAGGGCUGUUGGCAAAAAAAUUCGAAAAAGGGAACAUGAGGCAAAACUCAGUUCAAUCCAAUCUUGGCAGAUUACUGCUUGCGGUCGGUUCUUAAACCCUUUGGCCACGGCCAUUGUUCCACUCUUGCUCUUCUCCAGACUGUAUUGCAUUGUCUUUCAUACUGUAGUGGUUGUCGGUUCCUUGAUUUCCUUGAUCAUGUCUUUGCCGCUUCCCAAUGAUGUUCUCCUCCUGGUCGGGGAGUUUCUGGAAGACCACCAAGAUCGGUAUAACCUUGUCUUUGUAUGUCGACGCUUCCAUGACCUCUUCCUGCGUUUCGUCUAUAGGUCUGCGACACUCAAGAGUUGUGCGCAGACCCAAUCCUUCUUACAUGCUAUUCUCCGUAAGCCCGAGCUGGCUCGGUCAGUGCGGAGUUUGCAUUUUGAUGAUUGGCAACAACAUCGUUCCUUUUCUUCUCUCUCUUCGUCCGAGCAAGACAUGACAUCAUUGAAUAAAUGGGCUGAGGCUAUUAGCCAUUCCCCUGAGGAAUAUGUCAAAUGGAAGCAGGAUCUUCUUCAAGGCGUUGAGGAGGCCUGGAUAGCGCUUCUUUUGCCUUUGGUAAACAACCUCAGAGAGCUGCGACUGGUAUAUCCGAAUAAAAAUGCAUACCUGGAUCGAAUGCUGCAGAGGGUCAUGAAGGGCGAGAAACCCUUUGAUGAGCAGCCCGCAUUUAGCAUGUUGCAAAAGGUAUCUCUCAGUCAUCAGGAUUCUGAGGAGGAUACCAAAGGCAGUUAUAUGCCAUCACAGAUCUUUCCUUUUUUCCGAUUGCCGUCAAUGCGGACAUUUUCAGCGGAUUCGGUGAUUGAGUCUAACCCUCCGCAAGAAGAUAAGCACACAUCAACAGCCGAGGCCCCGGUGGCCGGGUCCUCUCUGAUCUCAGAGAUUACUCUCAACUCCAGCAAUGGCUCCCAAGGGAUGGAGAACUUGAUUGCUUCAUGCUCCUCACUCAAGUCUUUCAAGUAUCAACACUCUGAUUCACACCUGCUUGCCGAGGGCUUCCAGCCGUCCGCAUUUUACCGGUCGCUGGCAGGCAGUAAGAAUAGCCUACAUACCCUUUGGCUUGAUAAUUACGGGGACCAUCUGCCAUUUACUAUUGCCGGGGUUAAUGAAACCCACGACGAAUGGUUCGGUAGCUUGGCAGAGUUUACCGCGUUGAAAGACAUCCGCAUUCGCCUACCCAACCUGCUUGAUAUUCGAUACCAACCCGAGCCUUCUACUGUGCUUACCAAUGUUUUGCCGCCAUCGGUGGAAUCGCUCUACAUUGAAAGUUGCAAAGAGAACACCCUGGGAAUGUUAAUUGGGCAGCUGAAAAUGGUGCUCAACAAGCGACAGACCCGCUUCUCUAGAUUGCGACGCUUGGACAUCGAGGGUUUCUUCCAUGAGGAGGAAGAUGAAGACGCCUCGGGGUACCAGGAGAGCGCGGCUACUACCGGGGGCCAGAAGGCUAUCAAGCCUCGAGUAUACGAGAUAGCUGAGCCACUCCGGGCGGCCUGUGCUGAGGCUGGCAUUGACUUGUUCCUCCGCGACCGUGUGGUUUCAUGAUAACAUCACCAUACUUUUGCAUCUCAUUUAUAGACGGAUAGACCGUGCUUUUCUUAUUUUGUUUGCAUAAUACCCGAU